AGUCGUUUUCCAAGCACUCUGCGAUUAACUUUCACAAUGUUAUACUAUUUAAUAACAUUAAUAAUAACUCUACUUAUUAUCAAAUGGGUGAAAAUAAAAGACAAGUUUUCAAAUACAUCAAUACCUUAUAUAAAGCCAUGGCCAAUUUUUGGGAAUAUGGCGGAGCCACUGUUUCGAAAAAUUUCAUUAGCAGAACAUUUGCAAAAAUUUUAUAAUCUCAACAAAACUUCAAAGUACUUUGGAUUCUAUGAUUUCAACUCACCAGUGAUUGUGAUUCGUGAUCCGGAAUUAGUGAGGGAAGUGGGAAUAAAAAGCUUUGACAACUUUACUGAUCACCGAGGGUUCGCGGAUCCGGGUUUGGAUCUGCUGUUUAGCAAGAAUUUGUUCUCACUUCGAGGUGACGAGUGGCGAGAAAUUCGUAAUCUGUUGAGCCCAGCGUUCACGUCGAGCAAGAUGAAGACAAUGUUCAAAUUAAUGCGUGUAUGCAGUGAAAACUUUGUAAACUAUUUUCAUGAGCGUGCAAAAAGUCAGUUAUUUACCCUCAGAACUAAGGAUGCAUUUACUCGGUACACUAAUGACGUGAUCGCGAGCUGCGCGUAUGGAAUUACUGUCGACUCACUCCGAGAUCCCGAUAACAAGUUUUACGAAAUCGGUCGUAAGUCAACAAAUUUUGAUGGAAUUUUGUCAUUGAAAUUUUUUUGUCUAAGAAGUUUUCCGAAUUUAUUCAAAUUGCUGAGGAUAAAACUCUUUGAUAAAGAAGCGGAUGAUUUUUUUCUCCAAGUCGUCAGUGAUACGAUCAAGGCACGCGACCAAGGAAAUAUUUACCGACCGGAUAUGAUUCAGUUGAUGAUGGAGUCAAGGUCUAGUUCAAAAGAACUUACGAUCCAAGAUAUGACAGCUCAGGCAUUUAUUUUUUUUGCUGGAGGCUUUGAUACAACAUCUGGGUUUUUGUGUUUCGUAGCCCACGAGCUGGCGGAAAAUAUUCAGAUCCAAGAAAAAUUGCGGCAAGAAGUUGACGAGGUACAUGAUAAAUUUGAUGGAAUGCCGAGUUAUGAAGCGAUCAAUGGGAUGAAAUAUUUAGAAGCUGUCCUCAAUGAGACAAUGAGGCUUUAUCCGAUUGCGCCUUUUGCUGACCGGGUUUGUGUCAAAGACUACGAACUCCCUUCAGUGAUGCCUGGGGAAGAGAAAUACCUUCUAAAGACCGGUGACUGCGUCUGGUUUCCAGUCUACCCAAUUCAUAGGGACCCAGAUCACUAUUCCGAGCCGGAUAAAUUUAAUCCCGACCGAUUUCUGGACAAUGGAAUAAUCACCAGUAACUCACCGACUUACAUUCCGUUUGGUAUUGGACCGAGAAUGUGCAUUGGCAAUAGAUUCGCGUUGCUGGAGACCAAAAUACUGUUUUUUUAUUUAAUCAGAAAGUGUUUUUUGAAACCGAGCAAGAAAAUGGUACGACCGAUGAGAUUAAGUAAAAAUAGUUUUACUAUGACUGCGGAAGGUGGAUUUUGGGUUGACAUUGAAUCGAGAUUUUAGGGCAAAACGGGUCAUCUUAAUUUUUGAAUUUCCAAAAAAUACAGUUUUUUUUUCGAAUUCUCUAAAUUGGAGUGAAAUAGGCCGUAAAAAAAAUUUUCUUAAUUUCAUUAUAUUCGUACGAUUUGAAUAUUUAACGAUCCGUCUUAUCUUUUACUAAAAAAAAGUGAAUUGCUAUGCAAAUAAAUAAAUUUAUAAAACUAAUAAUAGCAAUAAUAAUCAAUAUUAUAAUGUAUGCAUGAGUGGCAUUGUGUAAAUGUCAACGUCAUCGACAAUGUUACGAUUUGUCAAUAACAAUCACGUCAUAUAUAUAUAGAUAUGUGUGUAAUACAUAAUAGAGUGAGUAUAGUAGGAUAGAAAUUGCAUCUGAUGUUAAUAGAUCGAUUAUCUGUAACAGUAAGCAGUAAAAUAGUGGAAACAACAGAACAGUGACGCCUACGUCGUAUCUUAACGCGAAACCAACUAAUCGAUUAUACUCCAAGCUUUUGUUACAACUAAAUAUAAACCGCAAUCUGUCUUGUGCAACUCAAUUUAAUCACUUUGAAUACUGUAAUAAGUUAUUUUGCUCAGCGAUAAAUUUAUGAGAAAUAAAAACAUUUUUAAAUAAA
Microplitis mediator is the source of this 2135-nucleotide messenger RNA. RefSeq names its product cytochrome P450 9e2-like. Lineage: Eukaryota; Metazoa; Arthropoda; Insecta; Hymenoptera; Braconidae. The coding region runs from base 37 to 1530 and encodes 497 amino acids. The record is from RefSeq and is a predicted model, not a curated record. Gene Ontology annotation, molecular function: oxidoreductase activity, acting on paired donors, with incorporation or reduction of molecular oxygen; iron ion binding; monooxygenase activity. The transcript has a single exon.